UUUAAUAAAGCAGAAACAUUUUCAUUUUCUUAUUUUCUGCGGUGAAAAAAUCCAAAAUAAUCGUGGAAAAGUGAAAAUCCACCAAAAUGAGUGCGUUCCUCGAGUUCAUCGAGAUGGACAACUUCAAGUCCUACAAAGGGAAUGUCUGCAUUGGACCCCUAAAGGAGUUUACAGCUGUAAUUGGACCCAAUGGCUCGGGCAAGUCCAAUUUCAUGGACGCAAUUAGUUUUGUGAUGGGAGAGAAGACCAGCAACGUCAAUUCCGGAAAGUACACAAUUGAGCUGGAGAAUUUGGGAAUAAACGUCAAGGCGCGCAACUUCCUCGUAUUCCAGGGAGCUGUUGAGAGUAUCGCCAUGAAGAAUGCAAAAGAACGAACGACUCUCUUUGAAGAGAUUAGUGGCUCUGGAGCACUCAAAGAUGACUACAAUCGCACAAAGCAGGAGAUGCAGAUUGCCGAGGAGGAGACCCAGUACACGUACCAGAAGAAGAAAGGCAUUGCUGCUGAACGCAAGGAAGCCAGACUGGAGAAGUUGGAAGCUGAUCGCUAUGCCAAGAUCAAGGAGGAAUAUGCAAACUUGCAGGUUAUCUACAAUCUCUUCCGGCUGCAUCACUGCGAAAAGGACAUUGAGCGGCUCAAUGAGGAGAUGGAGAUAAAGCAGCAGGAGAUUCAGAAUGUGGAACAGCGCAAGGAACAAGCGGAUGAAGUGUUGAAGGAUAAGAAGAAAGAAGCUGGAAAGAUUGCGCGUGAAUUGGCAAAAGUGGAUCAAGAUAUAAGGGAGGUGGAGACAAAUAUGAGCAAGAAGCAUCCUGUUUUCAUAAAGGCCAAGGAGAAAGUGGCUCACACGCAGAAUAAAUUGGACUCCGCCCGGAAGACCCUGGAUCAGGCAAAUCGUGCAGAUCAAGCACAUCAGGCGGACAUUGAGAAGCUCGAAGGAGAAUUGGCGGCAAUUGAGGCGAAGAAGAAGCAAUUUGAGCAGGAAGUUGCCGGAGAGUCCCGCAAGCGAGGGAUUAAUUUGAAUUUGGGAGACGGACAGGUGCAGGAGUACGAUAGAUUGAAGCAGAAAGCCGAUGCAACGGCUGCAAAGUAUCUCUCAAAAUUGGAUUCAGUGAAUCGUGAACAGAAAUCAGAUCAGGAUCUCCUGGACAAUGAGUACAACAAGAAGAGUAACAUCGAUGAGCAAGUGAAGACGUUCAUGUUGGAAAGGGAGGAAGUUGAGAAGCGCACAUCAAAGCUCCGGGAUCACAUUGAAUCGAGCAAAUUGGCGCUUGAGGAGCAGAAUCGCAUCAAGCACGAGCUGAAGACGGAUGUGGGUUCAUCGAAAGAUCGCAUCGCUGAGCUCCAUCGGGAACUUGAGGAUGUCCGUGAGCAGCUGGGUGAUGCCAAAGUGGACAAGCACGAGGAUGCUCGACGCAGGAAGAAGGAGGAAGUGGUGGAGCUGUUCAAGAAGGAAGUUCCUGGUGUGUACGAUCGCAUGAUCAACAUGUGCCAGCCGAUCCACAAGCGCUACAAUGUGGCCGUCACCAAGGUGCUCGGGAAGUACAUGGAGGCAAUUAUUGUGGACACCGAGAAGACAGCCAGGCGAUGCAUUCAGAUUCUCAAGGAGCAAAUGCUGGAGGUGGAGACAUUCCUUCCGUUGGACUACCUUCAGGCAAAACCACUCAAAGAUCGUCUGCGUAACAUCAAUGAGCCCCGGAAUGUGAAGCUCGUGUACGAUGUGCUCAAAUUCGAGCCUCCACAGAUUGAACGAGCUGUUCUCUUUGCCACAAACAAUGCUCUCGUGUGUGAGACACCCGAAGAUGCCAUGAAGGUGGCCUACGAGAUGGAUAGGAGUCGCUAUGAUGCUCUAGCGCUGGAUGGGACUUUCUACCAGAAGAGUGGAAUCAUUUCCGGCGGUAGCCACGACUUGGCGCGCAAGGCAAAGAGAUGGGAUGACAAGCAUAUGGCACAGUUGAAGGCACAAAAGGAGAAAUUGAAUGAGGAAAUGAAGGAGCUAAUGAAGAAAUCACGCAAGCAGGGAGAACUCACAACGGUUGAGAGUCAGAUAAAGGGUUUGGAGAAUCGCCUCAAGUACAGUCAGAAUGAUCUUGAGGCCAGUAUCAAGUCAAUGAAGGAGUACGAUAGGAAGUUGAAGAAUCUGCAGGAUGAACUCAAUAGUAUUGAUCCGAAGAUUAAUGACAUUGAGCGUCGUAUGAAUGCGAGGAAUAAGAAUAUUCAGGAUAUCAAGGAGAGUAUGAACAGUGUUGAAGAUAAGGUUUAUGCGGACUUUUGUCGUCGCAUCGGGGUGACCAACAUUCGUCAGUAUGAAGAGCGUGAGCUGGUGAUGCAGCAGGAGCGUGCCAAGAAGUUGGCAGAUUUUGAGCAGCAAAUUGACAAGAUCAUGACGCAUUUGGACUUUGAGCGUAGCAAGGAUACAAAGAAGAAUGUCCAGCGUUGGGAGAGAACGGUGCAGGAUGAAGAGGAUGCUCUGGAGACCUUUCAGCAGGCUGAAUCACGCUAUAGGUCGGAGAUUGAGACGGAUAAGCAGCGUAUUGAUCAGUUGAAGCAGGAGAAGCAAAACAAGAAGACGCAAGUUGAUCAAAUGGAGUCUGAGACGGCAAAGGCACGUCGGGAUGUGGCUGCAUUAGCCAAGGAGCUUCAUACUCUCGGGACACAACUUAGUGGCAUUGAGGCGAAGAUUGAGACAAAGAAGAAUGAUCGUCACAGUAUUCUGAUUCAGUGCAAAAUGGAUGAUAUAAUCAUCCCAAUGCUCAAUGGAACAAUGAAUGACAUUGUGCAGCCUGGACAGGAUGGAGACAGUGAGUCCAUCAACAGUUCCACAAUCUACGCACGUGAGAGUAAUCUCAAGAUUGACUACGAUCUCCUCCGGAGGGAUCAACGUGAAGCUAAAAGUGCUGAUGCUGUGAAGAAGAAGCACGAUGAGCUGCAGAAGGAACUCCAAUCGAAGCAGGAUUUACUCGAAAGUAUCCAGACGCCUAACUUGAAGGCCAUGCAGAAGUUGGACAUGGUUUCAGAGAAGGUAGCUUCGACGAAUGAGGAGUUUGAGAAUGCGCGGAAGAAGACAAAGAAGGCCAAGACGGCUUUUGAGCGUGUCAAGAAUGAUCGUACAAACAAAUUUACUCACUGCUUCAGUCACAUUUCCGAUGCAAUUGAUGGGAUUUACAAGGCUCUGGCACGCAAUGAGGCUGCUCAGGCAUAUUUGGGUCCGGAUAAUCCAGAGGAGCCUUACCUGGGAGGGAUUAACUACAACUGCGUGGCGCCAGGAAAGAGAUUCCAAGCUAUGGCCAAUUUGAGUGGUGGAGAGAAGACUAUUGCCGCACUGGCGCUCCUCUUUGCCAUCCACAGCUACCAACCGGCACCCUUCUUCGUGUUGGACGAAAUUGAUGCUGCUCUGGACAACACAAACAUAGGCAAAGUAGCUUCGUACAUCCGUGAGAAGACCCAGAAUCUCCAGACGAUUGUUAUUUCACUCAAGGAGGAAUUCUAUGCUCAUGCAGAUCUUCUCAUUGGGAUCUGUCCUGAUGCAGGCGAUUGCCUCAUUUCGCGCGUUUAUUCCUUUGAUCUGAAGUCCUUUGAAGUACGCGACAUGUAAUAAUCUUUUUCCUUCUAUUUUAUGCUGAAAUUCCCAUAAAAAACGUCGCUAUUGUGAGAAAUUUGGAGUCCAUUCAUUGAUUGAAUUCUUGUAGUGGCAAAAAUGGAUUUAAAUAAAAAUAUGUAUCUGACAGAGAAAUAAAA
Molecule: messenger RNA, 3733 nt
Organism: Lutzomyia longipalpis
Lineage: Eukaryota; Metazoa; Arthropoda; Insecta; Diptera; Psychodidae
Gene: SMC1
Product: structural maintenance of chromosomes protein 1A
Exons: 3
Coding region: 87-3590 (1167 amino acids)
Biological process (GO): sister chromatid cohesion
Cellular component (GO): chromosome; nucleus; cohesin complex
Molecular function (GO): ATP binding; ATP hydrolysis activity; DNA binding
Source: RefSeq, a predicted model, not a curated record